Molecule: messenger RNA, 9106 nt
Organism: Rhipicephalus microplus (southern cattle tick)
Lineage: Eukaryota; Metazoa; Arthropoda; Arachnida; Ixodida; Ixodidae
Product: intraflagellar transport protein 122 homolog
Biological process (GO): intraciliary retrograde transport; non-motile cilium assembly; protein localization to cilium
Cellular component (GO): intraciliary transport particle A; non-motile cilium
Molecular function (GO): protein binding
Source: RefSeq, a predicted model, not a curated record
AUGCGAGCCGUCGCACUCUGGGUAGACAAAGUCCACGACCGUGAAAAUAACGAGCAAUGUAUUUACGACCUGGUCUUCAAGCCAGAUGGCAGUCAGCUCAUAGUCGCAGCUGGCACGCGCGUCCUCGUUUACGACACGUCGGACGGUGCGCUCGUUCAGCCGCUGAAAGGCCACAAGGACGCCGUGUACUGCGUCGCCUAUGCUAGAGAUGGUAAACGAUUCGCAUCUGGAGGUGCAGACAAGCAGGUCAUUAUCUGGACGGCAAGCCUCGAGGGAAUCCUCAAGUAUUCACACCAUGAUUCCAUUCAGUGCCUGACUUAUAACCCACUAACCCAUACUCUCGUCAGCUGUUCUUGCUCAGAUUUUGGGCUGUGGUCUUCAGAACAAAAGUCGGUCUCCAAGCAUCGCACCAGCGGGAGAGUCACCAGCGCGGGAUGGAACCCCGACGGUCAGUUCUUGGCACUCGGACUCGCGACUGGCGUUGUCAGCAUCCGUGGCAGAUCUGGUGAAGAAGUCGUGCGCAUUGACAGACCUGGUGGACCGAAGGCGGCCGUAUGGGGAGUCUGCUGGAACCCUGUGAAGGAAGAAGGCGUCGGAGACAUUCUCGCCGUGGCCGACUGGGCACAGACUCUGACCUUCUACAACAUGGCGGGCCAGCAGACUGGCCGCGAGCGGGCAUUGGGCUUCGACCCUACCUUCGUCAGCUAUUUUCCCGGUGGCGAGUACCUCGUGGUGGGCGGCUCGUGCCGGGAGGCACGUGUCUACACGCGAGACGGCAUAUGCGUCGGGCCCGUCUCCCAACAAGCCUCAUGGGUGUGGUGCUGUCAGGCACGCCCAGACGCCAGCCACCUGGCCCUGGGUUGUCAGGAUGGCACCAUAGCCUACUUUGAGCUGGGCUUCUCAACAGUGCACAGCUUGUACCGCGAACGGUAUGCAUACAGAGACAACAUGACAGAUGUCAUCAUUCAGCACCUCGUGACUGACGAGAAAGUCCGAAUCAAGUGCCGUGACCUGGUCAAGAAGCUGGCUAUCUACAAGCACCGCCUUGCCGUCCAGCUGCCCGAACGAAUCAUGGUGUACGAGCUGAGCAGCGAGUCGUCCGAGCCCAACGACAUGCACUACAGGCUGCGAGACAAGAUUGUCCGCAAGGUGGAGUGCACGCUGCUGGUUGUCUGCUCCGAACACCUUGUUCUUUGCCAGGAACGGCGGCUGCAGUGCUUGCGUCUUCGUGGUGGUGCCUGUGAGCGGGAGUGGGUCCUGUCGUCGGCGAUCCGCUACAUCCAGGCGCUCGGCGGUCCUGUGGGACGCGAGGGCCUCCUGGUUGGCCUGCGAGACGGGCAGGUGCUGCAGCUGCUACUGGACAACCCUUUUCCAUUGUUUCUUAUCAAGGUGACCAGUCCAGUACGUUGUCUGGACCUCAGCGCUGACCGCACACGUCUAGCUGUCGUGGAUGAAAAAGGCACCUGCCUUGUCUACCAGCUGGACUCCAGGCAGCUACUCUUUCAGGAGCCCAACGCCAACAGCGUGGCAUGGAACACCGAGAACGCCGAGCUUCUCUGCUUUACAGGCGGCGGAGCGCUGGCUGUCAAGGCUGGAGAGUUCCCCGUACUGAGGCAAAAACUGGAGGGCUUUGUGGUUGGCUUUGGAGGCUGCAAGCUCUUUUGCCUCCAACACAACAGUGUCACCACAGUGGAGAUUCCCCUGUCGCCGUGCCUGUACCAGUACAUUGAGAAAAACCGCUUCAGGGAAGCCCUCACCAUAGCCUGCUUGGGCGUGCCCGAGGAGGACUGGCGAUAUCUGGCGAAGGAGGCGUUGGAGGCCCUCGACCUCGUUGUGGCCAAAAGGGCUGCCGUGAGGCUGGGGGAGCCUGCCAUGCUUCGCUUGGUCCGCUCACUUCAGGAACAAGAGGCCCGCGGUGAGAAGCGAGAGUCCCUGCUCGGAGACGUGAUGGCCCAGCAGGGCCGGUUCUCCGAGGCUGCUCGGCUGUACAAGAAGGCCGGCCGCAACUCCAAGGCUGUCGACAUGUACACGGAUCUGCGGAUGUUCGAACUCGCUCAGGAAUACCUUGGCUCAGACGAGACCCUGGACACACGCCAGCUUAUGCUGAAGAAAGCCGAGUGGGCACGCAGUAUCAACGACCCCAAGGCAGCUGCGGACUUUUACCUGCUGGCCGGUGAACCCCUGAAAGCAGUCGAGAUCGCAGGAAAACAGGGCUGGACUAACAUACUCAUCGAUCUGUCCCAGAGGUUAGAUAAACGUGAAAAGGAGGCUCUUACCCUUUGUGCUCGGCUGCUUGUGAACCAGAAGCAACACAUGGUCGCCGCCGAUGUUUUCCAAAGGAUUGGUGACACUGAAAGCCUCGUCAAGCUCUACGUCGAGGCUGACCAGUGGGACGAGGCAUUUGCAGCUGUCGGGCAGAAUGCCGAGCUUCGUGCGAAGAUUUCUGGCGACUACGCAAACUGGCUCGCAGAGCACGAUCGUUUCGUUGAUGCCCAAAAAGCUUUCUACGAAGCUGGGCGUCCGGAUGAAGCACUGAAGGUGCUUGAACGCCUCACCCAGUAUGCCGUCGAUGAAUGUCGAUUUCGUGAUGCUGGCUACUACUACUGGCUACUCUCUCGGCAGAUUCUCGAGUCUGCAAGCAGAGAGAGUGAUGCUGCUAGCCAGGAAGCACUAAUAAGCCGCUCAGCGAAACUUCAGGAUCUGGCCGAUGUCUACUACAUUUACCACAACAUUCACCGUUAUAUUGAGGAGCCGUUCACGGCAUACCUGCCCGAAGCCCUGUUCAACAUGUCUCGCUAUCUGUUCCACCAGCUCAUUCAUCAGUCAAUACGGGGUGUUUCACUCGUUGGCGUGCUAUAUGCUCUGUCCAAGCAGAGCCGUAACCUUGGCGCCCAUCGGCUUGCCCGACACUGCUACGAGCGGCUACAGAACCUCCACGUGCCACUCCGAUUCAGGGACACGUUGGACCUUGCUGCGCUGACAGUCCGAUCAAAGCCCUUCAGCGAUGCCCAAGACCUAUUGCCUCUCUGCUACCGCUGUUCCUCAACCAAUCCUCUCGUAAACGAACGUGGCCGUUGCUGUGUGAACUGCAGCCAACCAUUCGUUCAUUCUUUCAUCGCUUUUGAGGUCCUACCCCUAGUGGAGUUCACUUUGGCUGAGGGAAUCUCGGACGCCGAAGCCUUCGAAAUUCUCGAAGGCAAGGCAAGGGUGAUGAAGGAGCCGAAGAAAGACAGGCCAAAGUCACCGAGCCAACAGAUCAUCAGUGGGUUUGAAACACUUCAAAUAAAUCAUGGUAAUGCCGGAGAUGAAGACCCUUUUGCUUUCCAGCUCUCCAACUUAGAGGAAGCAGGAGAAGAGGCCGGUGGUGUACCAGUGAUUCUGGAUCGUGAAGGGCUGGCCAUGCUGGGACCCCGCGAUGUCGUCAUCUGCCAGCAGCCUGAACCCUUGCGCUGCCGCUUCUACAGAAAUGUCGUGCCGGAUGUGGUGGUGGUGUCGUGUCCAAGUUGUGCCAAGGUGUUUCACGGCGAUGAUUUUGAGAUGCACACCCUUCAAACCAAUGCCUGUCCAUUCUGCAGGACCAAGCUUGAGGAUGCAGGUGCCUAGAGUUUUGGUAGGGCUGUUUAGGCAAGUAUCGAUAGAGUCAUCAUGGACUUGUUUCUAAGGCAGUUCAUUGCUGAAUGUGAGGUCAUGGGUUGAAUACCCAGUCACGUAUUCACGUUUUCGUGGUUGGCAAGGUACCCAGAAAGUGCAGCCAAGCGACCGAUGGCGAGCCCCUGCUAGUGAUACAGCAGUUUGUUGCUCGUCAUUGGUCGAAGUAUGUAGGUUAAGCACUUGUAACAUUAUGUUUUGGCACUCUGCAGUGUGCCUUCGACUCUCUUACUGUUUCUUUCAGCAUCGCUACUAAGUUGCCAACAUCGGGCACGAGUGGGUGCACCACCAUCUCCUAUUCAUCUUUAAAUUGAAUUUGUUAUGUGAAAGGAGUAUAUGAAAAAAGCAUUUAAUAAUCUAGCAUAAAUUCAAAAAAUGGAACUGAGACACAAAAAGAAAAAAAAAACAGAGUUCUAGCUAUGGCCAUAGCCUAAGUUUGAAGACUACGUUUUAACUAAGAAAUCGCACAGUUUUCACUGUUUUUGUAGCAUAAGCCACGCUGGCAGAGUUUGAGUAGUUUCGUGUGGCUUAUCGAGAGCCUUGUUGCGAAUGCCCGAGGAGCUGUGACGUCACACGGUGCACAGCUGGCGCUACGGAGAAGGCCUGGAAGCUCCUGGAGUGACGCGUCACUUGCGGGCUGGCCCGUGACUCGCGUGUGCUUGCUCGCUGGUCCGUACCUUCAUCCAUCCGCAGCUCACCCUAUGUAUACCCUGUCAUAGCCGAGCUAAGCCACUGCUAAUUUUUUUAAUUUACCUCUAACUAUCACACAUAUUUAUGUGCUUAGCAUGUUUCUGAGAGUGUUACUUAAUUAUUUAUAUACUUGUUUGCCCGUCUGUUAGUUUGUUUGAAUAUCUGAGAAGUACUAUGAGUAGUUGCCGUGUCAAAUAAAGAUUUAACUUUAUUUUUGCUGUUAUUGACAGUGUCAAUUAUGGACUGUUGCAUUCCCAACUUUUUUGUGUGUGUGGUAAUCAGUUUAGGACAAGCAGGCUCAGAUGAACUUACCUUCAAGCAUAAAGAACAAAGAACUGGGAUUGUGCAAAUAUUCGAAUUUUCAUAUAUUUUUCGUAUAGUGGUCACUAUUCGAUUGGAUUCGUACCAGAUUUAUGCCAAUCGAACUCCCUAGGUGACCAUGAAAUCAUUCAAUAUAGGCAGUUUGAAAAAAGAGAUUCUUGCAUUUCUAUUCAGUUCAAGUGGUCAAUAUGCCACAGUUACAUCCAAAAUGGCUACAAUGCCUCCCCGCACACUUAUCGGGCAUUUUGGCGCGUGCCCCAGCUCUCGUAAAUACGUUCGGUACCUGCCGUGAACCCUGCUUAGCUACGCAAAUUCGCAUCUCGUAAUGAGUGCCAUUGAUACCAGCAAAGUGCGGAAUAUAUUACGACUACCUCGCAUAGCGUGUAUGGAAACGACGACUGGGGCAGAAAAGCAGACGACUCGUCCAGUUUUCACCAAUAUGUGUGUGUGCGUAAACAAUCGCUAAAACUUCGUCGAUACAUAGCAUUUGCUGCUGCGUAAAGGGAAUCCUUCCUAGUAAUGUGCAGUGCAUCGCCAAUUAAGCUGACCCUGUCACUGCAUGCCUGGGUGCUUGCUGCACCGUAAGCACUGCGUUUGUCAUGAAAGUGUUCAUGUUGCCCACUUCAUUCCUAACUGCACACGGGUGCGGCGAUUGUGAGCUGAUUACAUUAAUGAAAGCAGCGCGAGUCUUUGCGAUGCACUUAGUGGUCAAGAAGCGGCAUGAAUAGCAACAUGGCGCAUUUGUGACGUACGCGUACCACAAACAGCACUGGGGCACAUGCACUACUGCACAGUUUGUAGUUGGUGAUGCUUAUUCAUUGAAGAUGCUUAUAGCUUCAUGCGACAACCAAGAGUUGUUGGCGAUUGAGCUGUACUGGUGCACUUGCUGACUGCCCCUACCAUGCCUCCGUGCAUUUGCGCUACUUAUCCGUAAUCACAUUGCCGCACUACGUCGUUGGUACGGCCGCUUCACAUUUUUUACAUGGAUCGCUGCAUUUCACUUCGGCAUUGCGAUAAAGCUGCUUUGCGGGCCCUGCUAUUGCCACAAACAGAUCGUCUCAGAAAAGAGCUGGUUGAAACCUACGUGGCAGAGCUGGCAGCUUCAAUUGAUGUGGUUUCGGACCAGAAAGUGUGAAAAAAAAAUAAUAAAAUCGUAUUCAAGCAUCCAGAAUUUCACCUGUUUUUAUACAUUCAUGUUUAUUGGGCAGAUUAGGAACACUUAACUCAAAGGGAGCGCUUCUUGGCCUGUCACAUGAGUUGGCCCUCUAGGAACGUUGAAAGAAGUGGAAAGGCUGAGGAAAUACUGUCUUUUGCUGCUCUGGCUAAAAUGUUGCCGGCCUCGCAUCAGGUGCCUGAAAUCUCGUAAAUCAGUACAAAUGAGCCUCUGCGUUGCUUCAUUCUUGAUGAGACAACUAGAGAACACCACGCCUCGAGCGCUUCAUCGACCUAGCCAAAAGAAACACUUUCAUGUUACUAUCUCAUAAGAUUAUGCUAACAGAUCCUCCCGAACUUUUCUGUGUAAAUUUUUCUUUAAACUAUUGAAAAAAUACUGAAGAAAUAUUAAAAAAUACACUUGAUUUGAUUCAAACUCAAGCUUCAAUACAUAUUUGCAUUUGCUUCACACUUGGAACACCUCUAUAGGUGUUCGAGCAAUCCCUUCUGCGGCCUUGUAAAGCACUUUGUCCCAUCUUGUUUCGUUGUCUCUGUAGUUAAAAACGUAGUUGAGGCUUGGGAAGUAGCCGAAAAUGUCUUUAUUCGUAUAAUUGGCACAUGCUCAUGGGAAAGUACAACAUCGGAGAAGAAAGAACAGGACAACCAGAACUGGUGCCGGAGGCAUACUACAUUCAACAAAUAUACACGCGUGAAAACUGCACGCAGCUGCAUUGAGUAUUCUCAGAUACUUCAUAAAUGCUCAGUCACAAACGGCUUCACAGCAAACCACGACGUAAAAAACAGUUCUUGGCUAUAACGGUAACUGUUAACACUGCUGCAUAAAAUUUAAAGGUAAAAAAAGUAACAGGGUGGGGUUGUGCUUUUCAAUGUAACAAAUGAUGUUUAUGUACAAUGGCACUUGCACAAACUGUACUUGCUUGAAUUGUGCCAUGUCAUAUGCAAACAGGUAAACCACUGUUUGGUGCUACAAGCAAACCUGCUAUAGAAUAUUUUGCUAGUAUGUAAGGCUUUUGGUUCAUUGCAACAGUCAUCCCCUUGGCUCGAGUAGAACAGCAUAGGCUUAUGUGGAGGAAACCGAAAUUGCUAAGUUAUUCAAGACUGGAGAGAGCAUGUUAUUUCGAAACCUAUUUAUAAUUAUGUUGGCAUGGGACAGUCGAGACAAUAAGAUGAGCAUUAACACUUUUCUGUGUUUGCUCUUACGUCACUCUAUUCCUUGAAGGUUCAAGUUUAUUUAUUAUUAGAUUACUUUUAUAGAAAUGUAUUGCCCUUAUUGGUUUGACGACUUUCUAUGAACCCUCAAGCAAUACUUUUUUUCAAACACAUAGAUUAUGCAAAUGCACUGUAAGUUGCAGCUGAAGGGAAUAGUGCACCCAUAGAAACCAUUGAGGAAGCUGAUUUAUAGUUUCUUAAAUUUUCGAUUGUUGAAGUGUUAUACUUAAACUCGUGCAUAUUUUCCAAGGCCCACCAAGUUGUUAUACACAUGGUGUGACCAGUCGUUUACCACAAAACAAAGGUGCCAACAAAGCACAUUGUUCUCGCCAAAGGAACAAGAAAAACGUAAAAAAAAAUAUGUGUGCACACAUGCACCAUAACUCACUGCAUCAAAACUUCAACUGCAGGUAGCAGUCACAUAUCAAUGCUGUUUCCUCAUUGUAGUGAUACUACUGAACAGUUCUGUAUGUGAUUUCUUUUGUGAGGAUGCCCUAACAUGUACUGUUUGUCGUUGGAGUUGCAUUUUCUUCGCUCUACAGUCUACAAUAAUUUUAUGUUCAUCUCUGCCGCCUUUUCAUCCGAAUAAUUUGGUUGGAUAGUUGUGAAAUUUAAAAAUUGCUUUUAUUCUAUGCACUAUAGUUGCAUUUAUUUUUUGCUAAGAACUACCACUCCAGGUACUGACACAGUGCAAACUGUUGAGAUUAGUCGACUGGAAGAUUCAUUGUGAAGUGGCCACUAUGCUGGAAGAGUUCUCACGUGCUUGAGCAAUUGGUCUUAUUCUUAAUGCCGUCGAGGGGAGUGAUUAGGUUCCUUCAGUAUCAAAAUGUCAGGUUGGUUUGCUGCAGUACUAAUAUGGUCAAGGGAGUAUUGAUGAUUUUUUCACAUUGCGAUUUUUCAGGGCCUGUUGCAUGCAUAGUCAUUUUUUUCUUAUUACUUAUUUUCUUAUUACAUUACUUGGUUGUUAAUUUAUUCUGGUGUUUUUUUAAAGAGCCUAGCGAUAAACUUUGUGUAUUCAUAAACUACAUGAAGAAGGCGAGGCUGAGGAAAUAGCAUCCCUGCCUUUCACAUGUACGAUGCUGUCGCCAGCACUUUGUGGUUGCAACAAGUCAUACAUAAAUGCAGUUCAGUUUCUGCACUGCCUCAUUCUUGAUAAGACAAUUACAAAAUACCGAUCCACCUGAACUUCAUCUGCCUGGCCAAAAGAAACACUUUCAUGUUGCCAUCUUCUAAGAUUAUGCUCAGAAAUCCUCUCCGACUUUUUUUCUGCAAUUUCACUUUGAAGUAUUCUAAAAAUAUUCUAGAAAUAAUGCACAAACAUUCGAAAAAUAUUGUAGUUUGUUUGCUCUCAUACUUCAAUAUUCGAAUUCGCUUCACAUCCAGAAUUUUGGUAUUCGCACAGCUCUAGUUAUAACUAAUCAAGAUGACUGAACAAUUUUGCUGUAAGAUAAGUUGUGGGUAGUUGGGAGGUUACCAGAAAAAUUCCUUGCAGUCAUUUCAUACUCAGCUAAUGCCAAAUCGGUAAGUGUCAUAGACGCUGCAACUUGGGAGUAAACAAUUCAAGGCUGAAAACAUUUAUCUCGAGAAUCAAUGAGGACUGUUAUAUGGUCAUAAACAAUGCAAUCGGUGCUCAUAAUUCGCACAGUGAGCGUGUCGAGAAAUUUCGUGAUCUGCAUCUGUUGCGACACAUUUUGUGCUUUUUUGAUCUAUUGUUGCUCGCCAUUGUUUGGCUACUGCCAAACUGUUGGGCACAGUACCUUUAUUAAGUGCAUAGGUGCGACCCUCUUUUAUGGCAACCUCCAACUUUCUAUUUGGCUGUCUGUGUUGGGGCUCCCAGGUCAUUUGUUUUUUAGUACUGACAUGUGUUGAGUACUCCAAAUGUCUGUAUUGAUAUAUGUUGUUGUACUUGAUGACAACCUAUAUCAGCACUGCUGCAUUGAAAUUUUGUAUGUACCAUUACGCAGAAAGUUAAUUAAAGCUCUAGUCCUUGUAAAGCUGUGCUGUUGAUAGCCCCAUUUCUUCAUCAUGUUGUCCUUGGAAUAAAGCGUGAAUCUUUUCAGAAGAA